GCUCGUUUAGCCCCGCGAGCCUAUUGAGCCAGCUAUUGCCCAGCUCAUCUCGAGUAUUCAUCAAGACCGAUCCUGAAUGCGAGUCGCGGCAGCAUUUUGCUACGGUAACUCUUGGCCGGGCGCAACGGAGUCAGACACCGUUAAGUAACGGAAGGUCCACGGACGCCCCCAUAGACUAGAGCGCACGCAAUCAUAGCCUCGCCGUACGAGCUCUCGCCCAAAAGCCCAAACUUUAGGGCUGAGUCGCCAACAGAACCUCUCCCUUACUCUUCUCUUCUUCCUCCCGAGUUCCAUCUGAAGUUUCCGGUACGGUCAACGAUUGCUGAUGGCGCCGCCGCCGGGACCUUACUCCGGGACCAGCACCCUCGCUCUGGUGGCUCGUGUUUCGGCGUUCUCUUUCGGGCUCGUUUAUGGGAACAUGAAGCUCAAGUAUCUCAAGGCAAAGGCGAAGUCCCAAAGAAAAGCUGAAGCGAAGGCUCACCACUAGAGUUUUUCAUUUCUUUUACAGUGUGGUUCCGAGGGAUGAUGUCUCUUCAGAGAGAAAACAAAGAAUGUGGAUUGAGUUAUGACGUUCGAGUUAGCGAUCCAAUAAUGGAGUUAGUAGGAUUUUACCGGAUUGCCUUACCAUAAGAAUCAGGAGGCCAUUGCAAACUCUGCAGAAUUACAAAUUUCUCAAGAUUUUUGUGCAUCUAUUCUUGGGUAAUGGCAUUUUUCCUUGACCAAACGAUGCUUGAGUUCUCAUUUCCAUUGUGGACAUUUUUCUCUAAGACAAAAGGAUAAACAAAGGCGGUGUGCACCAGCUGCAAUAACUUGACAUUUCAA
Messenger RNA from Punica granatum (pomegranate), 822 nucleotides. The record is from RefSeq and is a predicted model, not a curated record. NCBI's taxonomy places the organism in Eukaryota, Viridiplantae, Streptophyta, Magnoliopsida, Myrtales, Lythraceae.